UAUGAGAGAUUAUAUCUAAGUAUCCCACCAAUCUAAUCUCCAAAAAAACCCCAAAAAAGAACAAGAAAGUUUCUUGUUACAAAAAUGAGAGCUAUUCAAACUCAUGUGAUAACCUUCUGCAUGUUAGUCAUCAUCGUAACAUCAUCAACAAGAGCCCAAAAGAGUCCUCAUGUGCCUAACAACCAUGAACUUUCUAUCGCCAUCGAAGAAAUGGAGAAAGCAAAUUACUUCUCUUUUGUGAUGCUCAUCAACAUGUUACCAUCCGUAAAUCCUCGAUUCUUAGCCAAUGUCACAUUCUUGAUGCCAAAGGACAAAACCCUUUCUACAUCAAACAUUAUUAAUCAACAAGAUUCGGUUACCGAGUUCUUGCUUCGCCACUCAAUCCCUUCUUCUCUUCUUUUCGAGCACCUUAAUCUCAUCCCCAAUGGCUCCAUUGUUCCUUCCUCUUUACCACAUUACACCCUCGAGAUCUCCAAUGGUGGAAGAUCAAACUACUUUCUCAAUAACGUCAAGAUUAUAAGCCGCAACAUAUGUAGCUUAGGCUCUAUCAAAUGUCAUGGAAUCGACGGUAUACUACAAUCUCCAAGUACUGUCGACGACGAUUCUCCUCGAAAUAAUCACACAUUACCCUUCAUUUCUUGCCCUAGCAGUCACAACAAUAGUGACCAAAAUAGUCAUAACAAUAGUGAUCAAAAUAGUUCUCGUCCUGCUGAUCAUACUCUUACCGCUCCUCCUCCAGUCAGCAGUCCGAUUAGCCAGCCAAAAUCAGAUUCUCCUAGCAUCCAUGACGUGAAAAUGCUGACUUCGAUCGUUAUUCCUUUGUUUGGAUUAUUAGCGAGUUUGAUCGGCAUGUGAAGUAUAAUACUGCACAUACCACAUAUAACACUUAGUUACGUUGUGUCAUUGUGUGUAAUAGUACUCUCUUGUUAUAGUUUAUAUUUACUAUAUACAUGUAAAAGAAAAAAAACGAUGAACCUUAUUGUAACAAUCAGUUAAAUUAUGAGUUUAGUUUUUAAAUUUCCUUUAUAAUAUUUCUUUAGAGACUUUCCUCCAAAAUUAUUUGUCUGACAACCCUUUCAUUGUACUCGGCCUGGUUAGAUAUAAAUAAUAAACUUAUGCUUACAAGUUU
Arabidopsis thaliana (thale cress) is the source of this 1129-nucleotide messenger RNA. RefSeq names its product Fasciclin-like arabinogalactan family protein. NCBI's taxonomy places the organism in Eukaryota, Viridiplantae, Streptophyta, Magnoliopsida, Brassicales, Brassicaceae. The record is from RefSeq and is marked reviewed. Gene Ontology annotation, cellular component: membrane. The coding region runs from base 85 to 855 and encodes 256 amino acids. The transcript has a single exon.